AAGAAGCGGGGUAUCCCGAGACCCAAGCGGUUAGCAGAGGGUGGCCCUGGCCGCCGCUGCCUGCCUUCAGCCCCCUACUCCCAGGCCGUGGCUCCACGUGCCACCGAGUCGCACCAGGGCGAGCAACUCACAGCUACUGCUCAACUUUUGAUUGGGACUUCCGCUUCCGGCGGCAAACCAUACUUCCGGUUUGUCGUUGCUAUAGGAACCGCCACAGCGUUUGAAAGUGCCCGGGUUGCUUAGGAUCCGCACAGGUAAUGCCUGUGGAUACAUGCGUGGUCUGCUGACCCAGAGAGAAGUGAAAGAACUCUUUGGCGGGAGAUCAUGUCGGCCGUGGUAGCUCAGACGCUGCAUGUUUUUGGUCUUCGAUCCCACGUGGCCAACAAUAUCUUCUACUUCGACGAACAGAUCAUUAUAUUUCCUUCAGGAAAUCACUGUGUGAAGUACAAUGUGGAUCAGAAAUGGCAAAAAUUCAUUCCAGGCUCAGACAAGAGUCAGGGCAUGUUGGCCUUGUCCAUCAGUCCCAAUCGUCGGUAUCUCGCUAUCUCUGAGACUGUGCAAGAAAAACCUGCCAUCACCAUUUAUGAAUUGUCAUCCACCCCUUGCCGGAAGCGCAAGGUUCUUAAUAAUUUUGACUUCCAAGUUCAGAAAUUUAUUAGCAUGGCUUUUUCUCCAGACUCCAAAUACCUGUUGGCUCAGACAUCACCUCCAGAGUCAAAUCUUGUCUAUUGGCUGUGGGAAAAACAGAAAGUAAUGGCCAUUGUUAGAAUCGACACUCAGAACAACCCUGUCUACCAGGUCAGCUUCAGUCCACAGGAUAACACUCAGGUGUGUGUCACUGGAAAUGGGAUGUUUAAGCUUCUCCGUUUCACUGAGGGAACCCUGAAGCAAACCAAUUUUCAGAGGGGAGAACCCCAAAACUAUCUAGCCCACACCUGGGUGGCUGAUGACAAGAUUGUUGUUGGCACUGACACAGGCAAACUCUUCCUCUUUGAAUCUGGAGAUCAGCGUUGGGAGACCAGCAUAAUGGUCAAAGAACCCACCCAUGACUCAAAGAGCCUGGAUGUCAUCCAGGAAUCAGAGAGCCUGAUCGAAUUUCCACCAAUCAGUUCUCCACUCCCUUCCUAUGAACAGAUGGUGGCGACCAGUAGCCACAGCCAGCUGUCCAUGCCCCAGGUGUUUGCCAUUGCAGCCUAUUCAAAGGGAUUUGCCUGUUCUGCUGGGCCAGGGAGAGUUCUGCUGUUUGAGAAGAUGGAAGAAAAGGAUUUUUACCGUGAGAGCAGAGAAAUCAGGGGGGAGCCUGCUCACUUUGAGUAUUUGAUGUAUCCAUUGCACUCAGCACCCAUCACCGGUCUAGCUACCUGCAUCCGCAAACCCCUCAUAGCCACCUGUUCUCUGGAUCGAUCCAUCCGCAUUUGGAAUUAUGAAACAAACACUCUGGAACUAUUCAAGGAAUACCAAGAAGAGGCAUAUUCCAUCAGCCUUCAUCCAUCUGGACACUUCAUUGUAGUAGGGUUUGCUGACAAACUACGCCUUAUGAAUCUACUCAUUGAUGAUAUACGUUCUUUCAAAGAAUACUCUGUUAGAGGAUGCAGAGAGUGUUCCUUUAGCAACGGAGGUCACCUGUUUGCUGCAGUCAAUGGAAAUGUGAUUCACGUUUACACCACCACGAACCUAGAGAACAUCUCAAGCCUGAAAGGACACACAGGGAAGAUUCGCUCAAUUGUGUGGAAUGCAGAUGAUAGCAAACUGAUUUCUGGUGGCACAGAUGGUGCUGUGUAUGAGUGGAAUCUGUCCACAGGAAAGAGAGAGACAGAAUGCGUGCUCAAGUCUUGCAGCUACAACUGUGUUACUGUCUCCCCCGAUGCCAAAAUUAUCUUUGCUGUUGGAUCAGACCACACCCUCAAGGAGAUUGCAGAUUCCUCGAUCCUUCGAGAGAUAUCGGCGUUUGACCUCACCUACACCACCAUUGUCAUCUCGCAUUCCGGACGCAUGAUGUUUGUGGGCACCUCAGUGGGAACCAUUCGUGCCAUGAAGUACCCUCUGCCUCUGCAGAAGGAAUUCAAUGAGUACCAGGCCCAUGCCGGUCCUAUCACCAAGAUGUUGCUUACCUUUGAUGAUCAAUUCCUGCUGACUGCUGCUGAGGAUGGCUGCCUGUUCACCUGGAAGGUCUUUGAUAAGGAUGGCCGGGGAAUCAAGCGAGAGAGGGAGGUGGGCUUUGCCGAAGAGGUGCUUGUGACUAAAACAGACAUGGAAGAAAAGGCUCAGGUUAUGUUGGAGCUAAAGACUCGUGUGGAGGAAUUAAAAAUGGAGAAUGAGUAUCAACUCCGACUAAAGGACAUGAACUAUUCUGAGAAGAUUAAGGAGCUAACAGACAAGUUCAUCCAGGAAAUGGAGUCCUUGAAAACAAAAAACCAGGUCUUAAGAACAGAAAAAGAAAAACAGGAUGUUUAUCACCGUGAGCACAUAGAAGACCUCCUAGACAAGCAAAGCCGGGAACUGCAAGACCUGGAAUGUUGCAACAACCAAAAGUUGCUUCUAGAAUAUGAGAAGUACCAGGAGCUGCAGCUCAAGUCCCAGAGGAUGCAGGAAGAGUAUGAAAAACAGCUCCGGGAUAAUGAUGAGACCAAGAGCCAGGCCCUGGAGGAGCUGACUGAGUUUUACGAGGCCAAACUGCAGGAGAAAACCACCCUUCUGGAAGAGGCACAGGAAGAUGUCAGGCAGCAGCUGCGGGAAUUUGAAGAGACCAAGAAGCAGAUUGAAGAAGAUGAAGACCGAGAAAUCCAAGAUAUCAAAACCAAGUAUGAGAAAAAGCUUCGGGAUGAAAAGGAAUCAAACUUGCGGCUCAAGGGAGAAACAGGCAUCAUGAGGAAGAAGUUCAGCAGCCUGCAGAAGGAGAUUGAAGAACGAACCAAUGACAUCGAGACCCUAAAAGGAGAGCAGGUGAAGCUGCAAGGAGUUAUUAAGUCUCUGGAGAAGGACAUCCAAGGCCUCAAGCGAGAGAUCCAGGAAAGAGACGAGACUAUUCAGGACAAGGAGAAGCGAAUUUAUGAUCUGAAAAAGAAAAAUCAAGAACUGGGGAAAUUCAAGUUUGUGCUUGACUACAAAAUAAAGGAGCUGAAGAAGCAAAUAGAACCUCGAGAAAAUGAGAUCAGGGUGAUGAAGGAACAGAUUCAGGAAAAUGACCCGUGGCCCCAGAGGGUCGAGAUUCGCUCAUACAACUUCACAAAGCAGGCGAGGAAGGCGCCUCUCUGGGGUGCCCUGCCUCAGAUGGAAGCCGAACUGGAGAAUUUCCAUAAGCAGAACACUCAACUGGAGCUGAACAUCACAGAAUUGUGGCAGAAACUGAGAGCCACCGAUCAGGAGAUGCGCAGAGAGAGACAGAAGGAGCGAGACUUGGAAGCGCUCGUCAAAAGGUUCAAAACAGACCUCCACAACUGCGUGGCCUACAUUCAGGAGCCGCGGCUGCUGAAGGAGAAGAUUCGAGGUCUCUUUGAGAAGUACGUGCAGCGAGCAGACAUGGUGGAGAUCGCAGGGCUGAACACAGACCUGCAGCAGGAGUACGCCCGGCAGCGGGAGCAUCUGGAGAGGAACCUGGCCACUCUCAAGAAGAAGGUGGUCAAGGAGGGCGAGCUGCACCGCACAGACUACGUCCGCAUCAUGCAGGAAAAUGUCUCUCUGAUCAAGGAAAUUAAUGAGCUCCGCAGGGAGCUGAAGUUCACUCGGUCCCAAGUUUAUGACCUCGAAGCAGCUCUGAAACUGACCAAGAAAGUCCGACCACAAGAAGUUUCAGAGACAGAACCCAGCAGGGACAUGCUCAGCACGGCUCCCACCGCAAGGUUGAACGAGCAAGAAGAAACUGGGAGGAUCAUCGAAAUGCAGCGCCUAGAAAUCCAGCGCCUCAGAGACCAGAUCCAAGAGCAAGAGCAGAUCACAGGGUUCCACACCCUUGCUGGAGUUCGGCUUCCUUCCCUCUCCAACUCUGAGGUAGACUUAGAGGUGAAGACCAACUGACCCCCUCUGGUGAGCCAUCUCCAGCCACAACCGGAACAAACACAGCGUGUCUGUCCCCAGGCCAGAUUUGCGGUUGGACUCUGUAUGGUCCCUGCAGCACUGACCCCAGCAACCUCUUUCUCCUGCCCUGGGGAAUCUGGGACACAGAAUAAAGAUGUUUGCCUACA
This is a messenger RNA of Mandrillus leucophaeus (drill), 4181 nucleotides long. RefSeq names its product cilia and flagella associated protein 57 (gene CFAP57). NCBI's taxonomy places the organism in Eukaryota, Metazoa, Chordata, Mammalia, Primates, Cercopithecidae. The transcript is spliced from 23 exons. Gene Ontology annotation, molecular function: protein binding. The coding region runs from base 325 to 4014 and encodes 1229 amino acids. The record is from RefSeq and is a predicted model, not a curated record.